AUGGGUCCGAAGGUUCGAGUUCCUCGACUUCCUUGUCGACGCAGCGCUCGUAAUAUGAAAGAAGGUUCGAGUAGAGUCGAAGAUACUGAAGCCAUAAAUGUCAGAGACAGAGAGGUUCGAACCGAAGAGAUUGUAGUUGAAACUGUUGCAGAAGCGGAUGGAGGAAACGAUGGAGGAAACGAUGGAGGAGAAGCGGAUGGAGGAGAAGCGGAUGGAAAAGAUGAUUGUGAAGCAAUUGUCGAUGAUGAUGAGGAUCAGCUAGAAGAGGAAGAGGAGGUCAAUGGAAUUACAGUUGAAGAAGUAGAUUGUCCAGAUUUAGCAGUUCACUUUGGAGAUGUUGCUAGAGAGCCAGAGGAAGAAAGUGAUGCAGACAGCGGCGAUGACAUUUGGGAUGAAGAUAUCAUUCCCGAUCCGUUAUCAUCUGAUGACGACGAAGAAGCUGUGAAUCAUAAGGAGACGCGUGCCAACACAGUCGACAGUGAAGAGCUCUUGUUCCUAGGAAAGACGUUCAACUGUGCUGCUGAUUUCAAGGUUGCAUUGCUACGGUACUCUCUACGGACUAGGUAUGAUAUUAAGCUGUACAAGUCUUCAGCAAAACGGCUUGGUGCGAAAUGUUCAGACAAAGAGACAGAGUGUCCGUGGAGAGUGUACUGUUCUUAUGAGAGGAGGAAGCACAAAAUGCAGAUUAAAGUCUACAUCAAUGAGCAUAUAUGUUUGAGAUCGGGCUACUCUAAGAUGCUAAAAAGGUCUUCAAUUGCUUCAAUCUUUGAAGAGAGAUUACGGAUAAACCCGAAGUUCACCAAGAAAGAAAUGGCGGAUGAGAUAAAGAGAGAGUUCAAUUUGAUUGUCACCGAAGAACAGUGUGCAAAAGCCAAGUCAAAGCUGUACCGGGAAAGAAAAGCUGGCCAUGAAACACACUUCUCUCGCAUAUGGGAUUAUCAGGCAGAGGUUAUGAGAACAAACCCAGAGUCUAAGGUGGUGAUUGAGACUAUUCCAGGAGCAACUCCAACAAGCAAGCAAAGGUUCGAUCGCAUGUAUGUUUGUUUUACAUCGCAAAGAGAAACUUGGAUAGAGAGUUGUAGGCCUAUCAUUGGGUUAGAUGGGGCCUUUUUGAAGUGGGAUAUCAAAGGUCAGCUCUUAGCUGCUGUGGGAAGAGAUGGAGACAAUAGGAUUGUACCAAUCGCAUGGGCUGUGGUCGAGAUUGAGAAUAAUAUCAAUUGGGAGUGGUUUGUGAAGCUUCUCAAAGCUGAUUUGGGACUGGAAAAUGGUGGUAGGAUCACCAUAAUCUCGGACAAGCAGAAGGGACUGGUGAAGGCUGUGAAAGAAGAGCUUCCAGAGGCUGAACAUCGGAUGUGUGCAAGACACAUUUUGGCCAACUGGAAGAGGGACAGCAAAGAUCCUCAACUAGAGAUUCUGUUUUGGAAAAUAGCACGCAGCUACACCGAAGGAGAUUACAAAGAGAAUCUGAAAGCGCUUCGGCUAUAUAGCUCAGGUGCGCAUGAGUCUCUACUUAGGACAAACCCUGAAACAUGGUCUAGGGCUUACUUUAGAAUAGGGUCCUGUUGUAACGACAACCUCAACAACCUUAGUGAAUCUUUCAAUAAAACCAUUAAGGAAGCUAGAAAGAAACCUUUGCUUGAGUUGUUAGAAGAUAUUAGGAGGCAGUGCAUGGUCCGUAAUGCCAAAAGAGCGAUUGUAGCUUCACGUUUGAGGACAACAUUCACUAAGAGAGCACAUAAGGAAAUAGAAGCUACUAAAGAGAAGUCUAAGGAUUGCAAAAGGUAUAUUGCUUGUGAUGAAUACAAUGAGAUAGAUGAUGGUGGUACUACAUAUUCUGUGGAUAUGGCUGCUAGAACUUGCGGUUGUAUCAAGUGGCAAUUGACAGGCAUACCGUGUAUCCAUGCCUCAUGUGUUAUCAUGGCGAAGAGGCUGACUUUUGGUCACUAUGUUUCAAACUACUACACUGCUAACAUGUGGCGUUUAACAUACUCUCGUGGUAUUAGGCAUGUACAAGGUAUGAAGUUGUGGCCUCAGCUUAAUAGAUUACCAGUCCUACCACCACCCUAUAGAUUAGGAAACCGUGGUCGACCAAGCAACUAUGAGAGGAAAAAAGGUCAGAAUGAAUCAUCUUCUUCAUCAACAAAGCUAUCUCGAGAGCAUCGGGUGAUGACAUGCUCUAAUUGUCUCGAAGAAGGCCACAACAAAACUACAUGCUCAAAUGCAGCUGUUCAGCCACAACCUAAAAGGCCAAGAGGACGCCCAAGACUCUAUCCUCAGGCUCAACCAUCGCAAGGAAUGUCUCAAGAACAAUCACAAGAGAUGCCUCAAGGAUCACAAAUGUUGCUUUUGAACAAUCACAUCUUUAUCUUGUAA
This is a messenger RNA of Brassica oleracea var. oleracea, 2373 nucleotides long. RefSeq lists its product as uncharacterized. Gene Ontology annotation, molecular function: zinc ion binding. The record is from RefSeq and is a predicted model, not a curated record. The coding region runs from base 1 to 2373 and encodes 790 amino acids. NCBI's taxonomy places the organism in Eukaryota, Viridiplantae, Streptophyta, Magnoliopsida, Brassicales, Brassicaceae. The transcript is spliced from 4 exons.